UGAAAGAUAAAAUUUAGUUAAUCCCGGACAGAACACAGAAGGCUAUGGGUUACUGGUGGUAGAAGAUAAAAUGGCGGUUUCUAGGGUUUGUCUUCAUCGAUUUUCAUUAUCAAUCUCUUCAAUUCCACCCUACAUUUCUCACCUUCGUCCCAGAAUCCGUCACUUUGCAGCUGUCUCCGCUUCUUCUCAUUCAACUCCAAAUUCAACUUCUACUGAUAUCACCACCACUCCUCCGCCUUCUCCUCGUCCUCGGUGGAAGCCUAUGUGUUUGUAUUUCACUCAAUCUCUCUGCACUAAGAUGGAUGAUCUUGCUCACUUAAAUGCGUUCAGUCACACAUUUUCUGAGGAGCUUAAUAUAAACGCCGCUGCCGAUAUGAAGCAUGUACGCCCUCAACAGUUUGAUCAUUUUCUUGUGCUCGAUUUGGAGGGCAAAGUUGAAAUUCUGGAAUUUCCUGUCCUUAUGAUUGAUGCUAAAACCUUGGCAGUAGUUGAUUUUUUCCACAGAUUUGUAAGACCCUCAGAAAUGGGUGAGCAAAGAAUAAAUCAGUAUAUCGAAGGCAAGUAUGGAAAAAUCGGAGUUCAGAGUGUCUGGCAUGAUACAGCUAUUCCAUUUACGGAAGUUAUAAAACAAUUUGAAGACUGGAUGGCAAAGCAUCAAUUGUGGGCAAGGGAAUAUGGCGGGCAUCUUAAUAAAGCUGCAUUCAUAACUUGUGGCAACUGGGACAUAAAAACUAAAAUCCCCGAGCAAUGCAAAGUAUCACGGAUGAAGACCCCCUCAUACUUUAUGGAAUGGAUCAAUUUGAAGGACAUCUACCUGAACUUCUACAAGAGGAGGGUAAGCAGGGCCUCGGGUAUGAUGACAAUGAUGCGGGAGCUUCAUAUGCCAUUGGUAGGAAGUCACCAUCUUGGAAUUGAUGAUACAAAGAACAUAACAAGAGUUUUGCGACGCCUGAUUAAUGAUGGUGCAGUUUUGCAGAUCACCGCCCAGAGAAAUUCUACAGGAAGUGUUGAAUUUCUCUUUGAAAAUCGUAUCCGGUAGCCUACUCUUCAGAGGAUAGUUGUGCAGAAUUUCCAAUCAUAUUAACUCUGUAGUAUUGUUAAAAUUUUGUUUGCUUUGAGUAAAUGCUAUUCAGCCAUAAGUUUUUUUUAAUGAAAUUGUUAUUAUUAUUUUUAAAUUCA
Messenger RNA from Daucus carota subsp. sativus, 1179 nucleotides. RefSeq lists its product as uncharacterized. NCBI's taxonomy places the organism in Eukaryota, Viridiplantae, Streptophyta, Magnoliopsida, Apiales, Apiaceae. Gene Ontology annotation, molecular function: 3'-5'-RNA exonuclease activity; nucleic acid binding. Gene Ontology annotation, biological process: exonucleolytic trimming to generate mature 3'-end of 5.8S rRNA from tricistronic rRNA transcript (SSU-rRNA, 5.8S rRNA, LSU-rRNA). The transcript is spliced from 6 exons. The coding region runs from base 71 to 1039 and encodes 322 amino acids. The record is from RefSeq and is a predicted model, not a curated record.